UGUGUGAGAUAAUUAGUUCUCAGACCUCUGUAAACAACGCAGAUCAUUUAAAGUUGUCAUGAAAGAACUAAUGAACUAUUAAUGAAUUUCUUUUCGUCAAACAAAAAACACUGUUUUGUUGUAACUUAUUUACCUAAAAUUACUUUGUAGAACACUAAAACUUACAAGAAUGCCGGAAAAGAGAAGGACAUCAGUUGUUCAUCCGAUCACUGAUUUUCCUACUUGUGAUAAGUGCCCGAAAAAUGAACCAACAUUUUUUGAUCCAGAUUGUGAAGGUUGUAUGGAGAUUUUAUCAAAGGAGGACACAUCCAUAUCCGAAAUAUUCGCUAUCGUGAGACAAUGGGUACCGCAAGUGCAAAAAAAUUUGGAAAAAUUUGUUCACGAGAUAACACGACGUGGUGGAGGUAUCAAUGACCGCGAUGGUUUAACUGACAUGACGUUACUUCAUUAUGCUUGUAAAUCUGGAUCUGUGGGUAUUGGUGAUGUUGAUAAUGCAACUGCUUUGGUUACUGAACUCAUUUCUCAGGGAGCAGAUCCUUCUAUAAGAUGUCGAUGGACGGACAUGCUUCCCAUACAUUAUGCCGCUUUCUUUAACUGUGCGCCCGUGAUCAGAGUACUGUUAAAAGCCAGCGGUGGUAGAGAUAUUGACGCCACUAGUUCUGGGUUUGAUAAUGGAACAAUACUUCAUAUAGCCGCGAGCAAUCUGUGUUUGGACUCUGCCAAGUGUUUGCUGCAACAUGGCGCCAAUGCAUUUGUCAAAGAUGAUCAGAAUAGAACAGCAUUAAAUACAAUCCCAGAAGCAAAUACUUUUGAGCGUUCUUCGCCAUCGUUAGUUAUUGCCAACAAACUAAGAAGAUUACUAAAUGAGGCCGAGACAAGUGGUAGUGAAUCAGGGAUGGAGUCAGCUACAGAUUCAUCUGUAAAUAUGUCGGAUAUAAUUGGAUUGAAAAUUGGUGAUCACGUUAUAGUUGGUGGCACUAAGAUGGGUAUAUUACGAUACUGUGGCAGUACAGAUUUCGCUAAAGGUCAGUGGGCUGGAGUUGAACUCAACGAUCCAGUUGGAAAGAACGAUGGAUCAGUAGGCGAAAACUACUUUCACUGUAAACCAAAACACGGAUUAUUUUGUCCUGUUUCUAAAAUCUCCAUACCGAAACCACAUAAUCAUGCGAUAAAAACACGACCUAACUCUGUUAAACUUAACACGAGCCUCACACGUAUCGUACCUUCCAAACGUUCGACAAGUGGUUCGUUACCAGGCUCUCGUUCUUCUUCCCGGUCACCUUCACCUCAACCUACACAGAAAACAGAGGAAAACACGAACAUCAAGGUCGGGGAUAGACUUGUUAUGUUGAAUGAUAACAGGAGAAGAGGUAUCACUAGAUAUGUUGGUGAAACACAGUUUUCAUCCGGUCUUUGGAUAGGAGUAGAGUUGGACACAAGUAUGGGCAAAAACGAUGGUUCAGUAAACGGCAUUCGAUAUUUUUGUUGUAAACCCAAUCAUGGCAUCUUUGCUCAUCCCUCCAAAUUCGUGAUCGAGAAAGAUGUGCAAGAACGACCGUCAUUAGCAAAAUCAAAGGACAUUAGUAUCUCAGAUGAUGCAAUCAACCAACCUCAACAGACUGUUAACGACGAUAGUGGGAUAAACAGAGAUAAAACGAAAAGUAGAUUAAGUUUAUUGAAUAGACGUCUAUCCAACUCGGUUCCUGAUCUCACUCAGAAGCGCCAUAAACAAUUACAUUCCCGUCGGGAAAGUGGUAUACCUAGAUUCAAACGUACGGCUACCAAGAAGAACAAUUCAGACAGUGAAAACGUCAGUAAAAAUUCAUCAUAGCGAGAAGAGUUUUCGUGAACAGUUUUUACUCUCGACAAUAUGUCUCUUCAUGAUAGAUUUCUUAAGUGACAUCUUCAACUCUUUAUGAAAUCAUUUUAUUGAGUAUAAGACAUCAAAAAUCUUGUUUCCAAAACCAUGUUAUAAUAUUGAAUGAUAUUAGGGCUUUGAAAUCGAGACUUUCGAUAGAAGAAGAUUGAUUUCAGUAAAGAUUUUUACAUGUAAUGAUCAAAGCUAAACGAGAGUGCGACCUGUAUAUUUCACCCUAAAUCAUGUCAUUAGAUUAAAUAACUUAAUGUAUACUUUA
Xenia sp. Carnegie-2017 is the source of this 2135-nucleotide messenger RNA. RefSeq names its product CAP-Gly domain-containing linker protein 4-like. Gene Ontology annotation, biological process: cytoplasmic microtubule organization. Gene Ontology annotation, molecular function: microtubule plus-end binding. The record is from RefSeq and is a predicted model, not a curated record. Gene Ontology annotation, cellular component: microtubule plus-end; nucleus; cytoplasm. NCBI's taxonomy places the organism in Eukaryota, Metazoa, Cnidaria, Anthozoa, Malacalcyonacea, Xeniidae.